CGCAAGCGUUUUUUUGUUUGGGCACGGCAGUGGGAACCAUAGGGCAGCUAGAGAUAAGUGCGGGUGCAGUAACAAUCUUGCGAUGCCAGUUUUCAAUUGGUCAGGCAUUAAUGUGCCAUGUUGCGGAAGGGGCUUUUGGUGGUGAAGAUGCAUGCUAGGAUCCCUGAUGGCAUCGGCUUCGUCGGCCAUUGCCAUUGCCUGAGCAAUUGUUCGCCAAUAGCUCUUCGGGUAUUCUUGCCCAUUCGAUGUGCACGCUAAGGACUGCGACCAUGCCGCAGCCAAUUUCGGGCAAGACGUCCGCUACGAACUUGCCCGUCAACCACGCUUGGUGGACCUUUCAGGUCUGCGCGACCCAGGUCACAGAGGUUCCCGAGCGCGGGACGGACACCGAGAGUGAGCGUUUCUACGGCUUCAAGGAUGAUGACGGGAACAUGCGUUGGGUGAAGUUGAUGUUGCUUACGCUCUUAGGUCCUCCAGAUCAUUUGAUGGAGAAGCACCUCCUCAAGAAGGUCACUUCGUUCUCAGAGCUCCGGCAGGCCUACUUCAGCUUCCAGCCAUCGGAUUGGAUCACCUACCACUCGUAUACAAUCAUCGAGGUUGGCGAUGGCGAUGUCUUCAUAUGCAUGGAGAAGAAGACCACCCGGUUGGAGUUCAUGUUCUGCGAAGGCCGGUUGUGCAGGGCGAUACUGAAGGACUUCAGGGCCGCCGGUGCUGUCAGGGACUUGGGCAAGUGCACGGAGCUUCCGAAGGAGGAGGUGUCAAACGGGCCCACGCUCCGCGACGUCCUAGACUGGGUCGACGGCCCAUGCGCAGAGCAUUGGCGUCCCUAUGACAUGUUGAGAUCGAACUGCCAGAUGUUCGUCAGCGAACUCCAGUCGUUCUUGCGCGGCUCAUCGGGCGCGGACUUCCCGAGGAUCCCGCCUGGGGCGGACGCCAGCAGCGAGGAGGCUAUCGCGAUUGGCCGCGCGGACUCGCGUUCGCUGCAGACGGCCAGCGAGGAGCUACGCAACGACAAAGACUUCCUCUGCGCCGUCCUCAGACCAAACUGGUCGGCACUGCGCCAGGCGCCCGUGCAGAUGCGGGGUGACCCCGAGGUGGCUCUGUGUGCUGUGAGCCAGAACGGGUACGCCUUGCAGUACGUCGCAGAGGAGCUUCGCAGGAACAAGGAGUUCGUGCUGCAGGCUGUGGCGAUUGACGGCCAUGCUUUGUGCUACGUCGCGGGGUCGCUGCGCCGCGAUCCUGAGGUAGUGCUGACAGCCAUAAAGCAGAACGGGUACGCCUUGCAGUACAGUGAGGACCUCCGCACAAAGAGAGACUUCAUCCUCGAGGCGGUGAAUGUGAACGCCCAUGCGUUGGCCAUCUGCGGUCAGGAGAUUAGGAAAGACAAAGAGGUUGCCCUCGCCGCUGUCAGGCAGAACGGCCACGCGCUGCGGUACGUUGCUGGCGGCCUGCAGUCGGACACGGAGGUCAUCGCAGCCGCUGUGUGGCAGACUCCGCAGGCACUUCGGUACGUGCUGGCCUGA
This is a messenger RNA of Prorocentrum cordatum, 1523 nucleotides long. The record is from the annotation of a GenBank genome assembly. Lineage: Eukaryota; Dinophyceae; Prorocentrales; Prorocentraceae.